Molecule: messenger RNA, 2226 nt
Organism: Xenopus laevis (African clawed frog)
Lineage: Eukaryota; Metazoa; Chordata; Amphibia; Anura; Pipidae
Gene: ltap1.L
Product: chromosome 1 open reading frame 43 L homeolog
Biological process (GO): phagocytosis
Cellular component (GO): mitochondrion; Golgi apparatus; plasma membrane
Source: RefSeq, marked predicted
GUGGUGCUAGUGAUGGCCUAUGGCAGUCUGGUCUUUGUCCUGCUGUUCAUUUUUGUCAAGAGGCAAAUCAUGCGCUUUGCGAUGAAGUCUCGCCGGGGGCCACACGUGCCCGUAGGACACAAUGCACCAAGGGAGAUGAAGGACGAGAUAGACAUUUGCCUCUCUAAGGUCCAGGACAUCAAGUUUGAGCCUCAGCUUUUAGCCGCAGGAGAUGAGCGAUUACUUCAGCUGGACAGACCUGGUCAAGAAGGAUGCUAUAAUUAUUUAUACAGAAUGAAGACAGUGGAUGCCAUUAAGGAUACAGAUAUUCCCUUUCAAGAAAACAGGAAACACCCCAAAUCUCUGGUGGGCAAAAACUUCCGUGCCUUCCUGCUUGAUCUUAGGAAUUCCAGCUCGCCAUACAAAGGGAUCCGCAAGAGUUUAAUCGACUCCCUGCUGGAUGGCUAUGAUACUGCUCGAUAUGGCCCCGGGGUCUAUGGAAAGAGUGAACAUGAGAAGUUUGUGGAAUCCUUGAGAGAACUGUCGGCCAUUUUGCAAGCAAGAGAGGCGGGCAGCCAGAAACAACGCCAAUCUACAGCUAAAGAUCUGACCGCUUCCCCCGAGGUGCCAUCAACUCCCACCAUCCAGGUGACCUACCUGCCCUCCAGCCAGAAGAGCAAACGCCCCAAACAUUUCCUAGAAUUGAAAAGCUUUAAGGACAAAUAUAAUACUCUGGAAAGCACUCUUUGAGCACAAGCACUCAGACAGGCUUCCAGUCAUGACCAGUGAGCGGCUCUUGGGAAUCUUCUCCCCUGCAGCAUGGCGUUCCACUGGGAUUCGGGGAUGGACUUGGUAAAACUCUCCUGGUCACAGUGACUUUCAAGUGACUUACAAGUAACUUUCUAGUGAGUUGCAGAGAUGUAAGGGGACAGAUUUACUAAAGGGCAAAGUGAAUAAUGCUGGUGACAAUUCGCCAUCAUUACCGCUUUUAGGCACUUUGCUGAUUUACUAACCGGCAGAGGCGUAACUUCGCCAGCGAAAGAGACAGAUGCUUUCGCUCAUUCGAACUCUAUCGGCAGCUGAAUUUUCGCUCUGUUGAAUGGAUGUUACUCCGCAAAUUCACUAAGAUGCGGAUUUUACUGAACGUUUCCUCUUUCGCCAGCUCAGACCAGGAGAAGUACAUUCUUCUGUUACUUACAUCAUAUUUUUAGUGCAAAAAGUUUCUAAGUCCCAAAAAAAACCCUAGCGACUUUUCCUUUUUCUCAGAGUGAUCGCCUGCAAAGGUCCUUAAAAUUUUUUUUCGGUAACCGGGUUCCCCAUACAUUUUCUAACAUAUGGCACAUAAACUAUACAGUGGGCUCAUGUGUAGGGCAAUAUAACAACUCUAUUGUCUUUAUUAAGGUUCCCUGGACUUGUGUAAUGUAUUUGCUGCAACAUAUACGUCCAUUCAACUUUAUAAUUUCCCGCCGUAUGCAAAUUAGCCUGAGUGAAGACCUCUAACAAAGUUGCGCAUAAUUGAAUGCUAGCUGAAGUAACGCUAGUGAAAAUUCGCCAGCGUUUGGCGCCCUGAUUGCAACUUCGCAUUUUAGUAAAUUGGUGUUUUCUGAGCAAAUGGGUAACUGUAGUGAUGGGUGCGAAGUGAGAGGACUGAUUUAAAUGGACUGCAGUGAUUUGUACAUAAUUCAAACAUUCCUGACCCUGGCUCAGGCUCGGCAGCCAUCUUGUUCUCAUGGUUGCUUGCAAGCCAGGACUGGCUCUUGCACCCCUAAUUAAAGUAUACAUUUUAUAAUUAUUGCACAAGGCUGCAGGCUUCCCUUUUCUUAAAUGCAGGUAGGCCCACUUAGACAAUGAAGGGAGUUAUUGUCCUGGCUGAACACAGGAAAUAAAACAGUCCAGCAGCAGGAAGUACAGAGAAUUUGAAGUCUGUAUCUGGGUAAGUUCUAGGUAAAGAUUGGAUUCACUUACCAUGGGGGAGGUUCUCAAUAGAUACAGUGUAAUGGGCCCAUAUUGAUUAGAUAACUUAUUUUAUUACUAGGGGCCUUUUUUUAAAAUUGUUCCUACUUCUUUCUUGUGUUUGACUCUAAAUUAUGCAGAAAGGCCCCACUACAUGAGGAAUUUGUAUGUAUGUAAAUAGUUUAGUUAUGUGGAUUGUUCUGCCUGUUAAAAACAGGAAAAAUGUUUUGUAUUUGACCCACUGUGUCUGUGGGGAAAUCUCCUGUGACUGUGUUUAAUAAACAAUAAAACCGU